GAAUAUCCACAUCUAUUCUUCCAAAUUGCUUAGGAUUCUUCUCCUCCUUUUGGCUUUCCAUGGAAGAAGAGCAGUUCCUAUCCCUCUUCGAAACCUACUGGUUUUACCACAAGAUCUUCACCCAGCCAUCUUCUCCUCUUCCAAUCGAACCAAUUCCAACAAAAACCAAAACCCAGAUUGAAGAACUCGCCAUCUCUCCCGUCGGUAGCCUCCACCGUCGAUCUUUCAGCCACGAUUCGUGCUUCAAAUCCGACCCAUUCUCUCCAAAUUCAGUCCUUCAACAACACAAACUCGACACCAUCCUCUCCGGCAAAGAGAUUGAAGAAAACACAAUUCAGGAAACAGAACAGGAAGCCUGUAAACCGUCGAGAAAGUCGGUAUUCCGUCGCCAAAAGAAGACUACCAAGAGCUUGUCUGAUCUUGAAUUUGAAGAAUUGAAGGGAUUUUUGGAUCUGGGUUUUACGUUUUCUGAAGAAGAGAUGGAUACGAGGCUGGUUUCAAUCGUUCCGGGGCUGCAGAGAUUCGGAAAGAGUUGUGGGGAAGAGGAAUCUGUUGAUGGAAGAGUUGUUUCCAGGCCUUACCUAUCAGAAGCAUGGGAUGUUAGGAACAGAGAGGAAGAGAACCCAUUGUUGAAUUGGAGAAUCCCCGCCGUUGGAGAUGGAAUUGAUAUGAAAGAUCAUUUGAGGUCUUGGGCCCAUGUUGUUGCAUCAACGGUUAGAUGAAGAGAUUGAUUGCUGCGGCAACAUGACCCUCUUCUUUUUCUUUUUCUUUUUCAGAUUUAU
This is a messenger RNA of Magnolia sinica, 782 nucleotides long. RefSeq lists its product as uncharacterized. Bases 60 to 722 code for a protein of 220 amino acids. The transcript has a single exon. The record is from RefSeq and is a predicted model, not a curated record. Lineage: Eukaryota; Viridiplantae; Streptophyta; Magnoliopsida; Magnoliales; Magnoliaceae.